UACUAAAAUACCCUUCCCCGCCCUCAAAAUCCCUCCUUUCCCUCCCCGCCGCGAGAUGGAUUCCAUCCAUUUUUCCUCGAAUUAAUUGAAGAAUUUUUUUUUUAUUGUUUCGUGGAGAUGGAGAGAUCCUGAUCGGUGCAGUGGGGGAGUUUUUUUUCUCCAUUUUUUUGUGAUUUUUUUUAUAUAUAUUGGGGAAUUUUGUGCUUGAGUUUGGGAUGUGGAGGGAUUCCGGGGAGCCGGCCGACUCUUUCUACGCUGUUCGUCCAGAUUGCAGCGAUGUCACUAAGACCCGGUUCAAGAUCAAGGCUGGAAAAACUCUCAGCCCACGCAGGUGGCAUGCUGCUUUUAGUCCUGAUGGCUGCUUGGACAUUAGCCAGACGCUCAGCAGAAUUCAGCGUGGGGGUGUCCAUCCUUCAAUUAGAGGUGAAGUCUGGGAGUUUUUACUUGGAUGUUUUGAUCCGAGAAGCACUUUUGAUGAGCGAGACCAACUUAGACAACAAAGGAGAGUACAAUAUGCCAGAUGCAAAGAAGAGUGCCGUGAAAUGGAUUCCCUUGUUGGAAGUGGUAGAAUUAUAACAGCUCCAAUAAUCACUGAAGACGGAGAACCUAUUAAUGAUCCUCUAGUGCUUCUUGAAGCCGAUCAGGGUAAAGCUCAAGAAACUACUGCCAUGUUCAGGGAAGAAGCAAGAAAUAAUGUUAUUUUGGACAAGAAAAUAAUCCAGUGGAAGCUCACUCUACAUCAAAUUGGUCUUGAUGUGCUUAGAACUGACAGGACACUGGUAUUUUAUGAGAAGCAAGAAAAUUUGUCAAAGCUUUGGGAUAUUUUGGCCGUAUAUGCUUGGAUUGACAAAGAUGUUGGUUAUUGCCAAGGAAUGAGUGACCUUUGCUCCCCAAUGAUAAUACUUCUUGAAGAUGAAGCUGAUGCAUUUUGGUGUUUUGAGCGCCUGAUGCGUAGACUGCGAGGAAAUUUCAGAUGCACAGAGAGUUCUGUUGGGGUGGAGAAUCAGCUUCAAAGUCUAGCAUCAAUAACCCAAGUCCUUGAUCCAAAGCUUCAUCAACAUUUGGAAACGUUAGGAGGAGGUGAUUAUCUCUUUGCGUUCCGUAUGUUUAUGGUGCUUUUCCGGAGGGAGCUUUCUUUUGGAGAUUCCUUGUACUUGUGGGAGAUGAUGUGGGCUCUCGAGUAUGAUCCUGACAUCUUCUCCAUAUAUGAAGAACCAGGUUUUACUGGUGAAAGGAAUGAUGGUUCGAAAGGAAAAGCAAAAUCGAUACGUCAAUUUGGGAAGUAUGAGAGAGAAAAUUUGAAGAAUGGGGCCAAACACUCCCAAGGCCCACUCCCAAUUACUGUUUUCCUUGUUGCCAGUGUGCUUAAAGAACAAAGUGCGAAACUGUUGCAAGAAGCACGGGGCCUGGAUGAUGUUGUAAAGAUUUUGAAUGAUGUAAAUGGAAAUUUGGAUGCAAAGAAAGCUUGCAGCGGUGCAUUGAAACUCCACAGGAAAUAUUUAAGAAAGGCAAAGAACAGCCGGUGAGUUUAUUUAGUCCUUGGGACCAAACCGGAUUGUUGCCUCUACUAUCUGGCAAUGGAGGGAUUUUCAUAAACUGAAGCCUUGAGACAUAAUUUCUGUUUGACAAUUGUUGUUGUAUUGAUCAUUUGUAUUUUGUAACAUUUAACACUAUUCAACAUGCAGAGGGAUUUACACAUGCUUGCAAUAUUUACAAUUGGGCCAAUGUUCAAAAUGUUUAUUUUCUUUUAUUA
Messenger RNA from Dioscorea cayenensis subsp. rotundata (Guinea yam), 1753 nucleotides. Its product is annotated as TBC1 domain family member 15-like. Bases 216 to 1526 code for a protein of 436 amino acids. Gene Ontology annotation, biological process: activation of GTPase activity. Gene Ontology annotation, molecular function: GTPase activator activity. The record is from RefSeq and is a predicted model, not a curated record. The transcript is spliced from 11 exons. Lineage: Eukaryota; Viridiplantae; Streptophyta; Magnoliopsida; Dioscoreales; Dioscoreaceae.